Molecule: messenger RNA, 1014 nt
Organism: Striga hermonthica
Lineage: Eukaryota; Viridiplantae; Streptophyta; Magnoliopsida; Lamiales; Orobanchaceae
Source: the annotation of a GenBank genome assembly
AUGCAGGGGGGAAGAGACCCAUUCUUUGGUUUUGGUGAUCCUUUCGGUAGUUUUGGAGGCCAAAGAAGUCUAAUCUCUAGUUUUUUCGGUGGAAAUGAUCCGUUUGAUGACCCGUUUUUCACACGUCCCUUUGGAAGCAUGUUUGAGUCGAACUUAUUUGGGUCUAACCGAGGUCCAUUUAUGAAUCCACUUUCUUCUGGGUUUCUUGAACAUCAUCCUGCCCGGCUCAAUUCAUCAAGGGGACCAGUGAUUGAGGAGCUGAAUUCUGAUGAGGAGGCUGAUGAAAAGGAAAGUCGAAAAGAUAAAAAAGAGAAUCCUAGGAAACAUGGAAGAUCUGGCAAGGAGCCUUUCGUGCAAGACCCUGAUGAUGAAGCAACUGAGAAAAAGAGUAAGCAUAUGGCUCGCCAAAGUGAGAUCUACCAGAUGCAAAAUGCAAGGUCACAGCCUCAGACUCAUAGCUUCACUUUCCAAAGUACCACUGUUUCUUAUGGUGGUGCUAAUGGUGCGUACUACACUUCCUCUAGCACAAGGAGAUCGGGCAGUGAUGGAUUGACAUUCGAAGAAUGCAAAGAAGCUGAUUCAUCUACUCGUCAAGCAACUCAUAGGGUCUCGAGGGGCAUCCAUGAGAAGGGUCAUUCCAUCACCCGGAAGUUGAACUCAGACGGACAUGUUGACACAAUGCAGACUCUUCAUAAUCUUGAUGAAGAUGAACUUACGGGUUUUGAGGAAGCAUGGAAAGGAAAUGCCAGAAAAUAUCUCCCUGGGCUGGGCGAAGGAUUUGCUAGUCAAGAUUCUACAGGGUCUGGAAGCAUUAAUCAGCACAGGCUUAGCAGAGGUGGAUGGGCUCUUCCUUCAACCGAGAGGUCGAACACUCAAGGAAGCUCGAAACCAGAUAUCAGAGCCAUGGCUGCCUCUCCACGUCAUUCAGCAAGAGCCAAAACUGAUAAUAGUGGUCCAUCACGCAUUAGCUCUAAAGGAAAUGGAUCCUCCAAAAGGGCCAAUAAUAAACGUUAG